AGGCUAUUCAUCAAGAAUUGGAACAAUCACUGCAAGAGCAAGAAACGCUCAAAAUCCAGAUUAGGGAGUACACAAUACAAGUUGCCAGAUUUGAGGAAUUGCUGGCUCAAAAGGUAUAAACGUUCGCUCGUAAUUGAAUAUUUACCACAUGCUGGUGUAGUUUUAGACUUGUUCAACAUCUCUCUUUUUCUGUCGACCCACUGUAUUGCGCAUAACAAGACGUUAAUGGGAAUGGCUUUGUUUUCUUACUUAAUAAUACACAUUUCUCAAUUCUGAGUAAUUGGCUAAGAGCAGUGCAUUAUUUUCGAAAUACAGUGCCAAAAAAUGAAAUACAGUGCAAAAAAAGAAAUACAGUGCAAUUGACUAUUUGGCUUUCUGAUUGGCUUAAAAUAUAAACAAUAACAGAGAUAGUCAAUAAGAUACCGCAAUUUCUAGCAGAAAUAAUAAAAGUUUUCAGGAGUGACCGCAUAAUUUUUUCAUGUAUUUUACUAAUAAGUAAUAGUAUGGUUUCUCGUGUAAUUUGAAAAAACAUACACUCGUGAGUUUUUCGAAGAUUUCAAAUUUUUAUAGUCUUUUUCCAAAUUGCACUCCAAACCAUACCAUAUUAUCUAUACAAAUUGUGUGUUUCAUUUAAAUACCGUUACGCUAUAUUUCAAACAACUCUUAUAAGAUACACUUUUCGCAAGCUAAACAAUAGAAGGGUCAACAUCCAAUGACAGAUGUUACAAGUCUUUCAGUCUUUCUCUUCCUCCUAUAUCCAUUUCUCUAUGUUCAUGCAUGGUCUAGUGCGAUUUGGGCUAUCAAGUUUAUACAAUAUCAUGCAGAAGAUACUGUGCAGAAGUUUUAGUUUUAGGUCACUCUUAACGACCUCAACAUGCAUAAAUUCCAGUUAGAAUUUUCGCACUUGUACUUGAAUUGAUUGCAAGAAACAUUUAUGAGAAUUUCAUGCAUCUAUUUUUAUGUUUUUCUUGGCAUAGACCUCUUUACUUCCGAAAUACUUUUAGUACACCUGCUCCUAAUGAAGAUUUUGUCUGUGUUUCAGAUGCACAACAUGUACUUCUUGAAAGAAAAGUAAUUGUAUAUAUAGUCGCUACAAGCGCGAUCAGGAUUAUACAUAGUAAUUUGAAGAUGUUCUCUUGUCUUAUUCUAAUAUUGAAGUCAAAAUGAUUGAUAAGUUAGGAGUUGGAAAUGAGAUUGGACAAAGAACUAUGCAGUUGUCAUGUUAUUGCUUCUGAAAAAUAGUGCUUUAGCAAAUAUUCACCUGUCAUGCAUGAAGCAGAAGUAAAGUCUGUACAGACUGUGUGAUGUUGAAUUUAUUAUAGUAAAAAAAAAAUGUUGACAUGCAACAUGGGAAAAUACUUAAAACAUCGCAAAUACCUGCCAAUAUCUGGCAAGGUUUGUCGAGCUAUUCUACAGCUCCUAAAAUAUCUUUUACAGGCCCGUCUGACAAAAUCUCCGAUGACUUCGAGUUUGGGUCGGACAUAUGUAUGAUGAUGUCCGAUGCAUGACCUUCAUUCAGUUCAGUUUGGUUCGGAAAUAAGUCUGAAGUAUAAGACAAAUUAGUAUCAGCACAAUGUAUUAAUUCUGAACAAAAUGCUGUGAAGAUAUUAAAUAAAAUGUGUCAUUCAUACUUAUUUCCAAGCCAAAACUAACUUGCUGUCAAUAACAGCAGUAAGACUUCAACAACUUAAGCCAGUUUUCCACUUCACCAUUCAGUUGCUCGCCGCCCAGCGCUCAAUUGCAUUGAAACAACAUUUCCAGUUCAUCUUUUAUACAUUACUCUGAUUCUCCAAUUUACAUUUAGCAUACGAGCCUCUAGUCCUGGACUAGGGUACAUUUUGAUUUACGUCGGACAAAGCUACAGUUCGGGACACCAAACACUUGGGUCAGACAAACAAUAAACCUCUGUUUCACAGACAAACAACAAACCUGUUUUUCUACGUCGGACAAUUUCACGAAUGGGUGGGACAAUGUCCGUGAUAUUACCGUGAUAUACCGACCGAUAUUUUAGGGCCUGAACUACUGACUCAAUGACAAUGUAACCGCUUGUAUAUGUGUCAUGAUACCGCGGUCAUUACGAUAUCUUGUGCUUUAGGACCACGAAAAAGAAGAACUUCUCGAACAGUUUCGUGCGUUGAGCAGUGAGGCUGAGAAGUUGGUAACCGAUGCUCGUGUUUCAGAAGGAGAAGUGAGCAAUUAUAAAACUGAGUUACGACAAAAAAUGCAAGAAGAUCUCGAGCUGAAGGAGAAAUUAAGGAGUUUGCAAGUUGAGCUAGACCAGGUUUGUGCUAAAUGCAUGAUAUAGAUGCUUAUACACCUCACCCAGGGUUUUCAAAACAAGCUGGCGGCCGCCGGAGACUCUGGCGGGUACAUUCAUCUCUUUUUCAAGCAAUGCAAAGGAUUAGCAACAAUAAAAUCAGAUUUGUAAGUUUAACCAUUGUCUAAAAACCAAGAACUAACUCCCACUACCAGUGCCAUGAAGGAGAAAUGUUUAUUGGAAAUUUCACUGCUCAUUCAAAUCUGCGUUUAUACUGCAACUCAGCUUAGCUUGUUGAGCCUUGUUCAGCUAAUUGACCAAGAAAGUGACAAUAUUUAUAGCCUUUCUCACGCCGCCAUUUUUGGUGGCAACCUUUUUAGAAUAGGGGUGGUAAGCAGUAAAAAUGAAACUUUCCAUAACUAUAGUUGUAAGUAUAAUCAUUAUAUAUAAAUCGAUUUACAGUUAAAUAUUUGAAAAAAUAUUUUCACAUCGCGUAGAUUUUUCACGUUGUUUAUAAAUUUAAUAAUACCCAAAAAUGGCGGAUUUAGACCUUCGUGAGAAAGGCUAAUUCAUAAAUUAUUUCCGUAGACUUAGUUUAAAUAUUCCUACAUAGAUCGUAAAAAUAUUCCUACAUAGACCGCUUACUUAGAAAGAUUAUAAUUAUGAAAGCCCUGCCACACACCAAUCCGUGACAAAUUAUGAGCGGGAAUAAAUGUCGAAAUCGGUUUGAUUCGAGGGCGUUCGUUGUGGGGGUUAAGGUAGCCCGUGCGAGACCGCCCUCGCAGGGUAGGGUUAAGGUGAAUGUUAAUGUUAGGAUGUUAUUAGUUACGACACCCAAGUUUAUCGGCUUGCAUCAUCCACAGCGAACACUGGUAAGGUAGUCCGACCCUAUCGAAAUGAUACAAGGGCCAGUCGUACGAAGGCCGGAUAGCGCUCUGUCUAUCCACGCACCGGAUAGUGACCUUUUAAUUACGCAUGCACGAAUGUAUGAAAACCUGUGAAAGUACGGAAUGAUUUAGAUUUCACAUGCAAUUAGCCUUUCUCACGCCGCCAUUUUUGGGUGGCAUUUCAGCCGACGUCUGCGAGAUAAGUCCACAUAACAGCGACUUUUUAUAAUUUUUUGGACAAAUGAUGGUAAAUUUGCUUUGUGAAUGGUUAGUUUAUCUUGAAAAGUUGCUUUUCAGAUUGUUUUAAUUGUCUGCAUUGGUUAACGAGAAUUGGAUGCUACCCAAAAAUGGCGGGUAUUCGUCAUCGUGAGAAAGGCUAAUUGUUGUUAACUAGGAAACUUCAAAUUCUAAUCUGGAUUAUGCCCAUCAUAGAACUGAUCUCAGCAUUGUUUGCAUGAGUCCGGGUCGAAAAAACUUGGAAACCGUAAUCAAUGUUGCACUGUCUGCAGUUGUGCGCUGUCUGCUUGUUACUAAAGAACCUAUGGCUUUGCCCUGACUUUACUCCCAGAAUGCUCUGCGUCACUCUUUAUAUAAAACGAAAACGAAUGUAAUUAUUGCGGUGAUGGCGACUCAAUAUGUGCGCGCACCAUUUUACCAUAACCUGUUGGACAAAACCGAAGAUAUUAGGCCCCAUAUACUGUGUUUAAUGUAAUGACCCAGUUUUUUAAUAUAACGAUCCAUUGCGCCAUCAAUCCAUCCAUGCCUGCCAGGUGUUGCUGCGUUGCCUGAACGCCUGUUUUGUAAUUCCGACAGGUCCAAAAAUAUUUUCUGUUUAUUUUCAUCCCGUUGCGAAUUCGUUCAGGUAAAAAGCCCAUCCCGGUAAAUAGGGAUCCUUAGCUACAUACUAACUUUAAACUUUGUUGCAGUUGGUGUUUGACUGGAAUAAAUCAAGAAUGUUAAAGAAAAAACGUAACACAAAAAUAAAAUGAAUAACGCGUUUUAAUUAUCUAACACUUAACUUAACUUAACUUAACUUAACUUAACUUAACUUAACUUAACCUAACUUGACUUAACAAUAUUAGAAAUAAGGAUUUAUGCGCGAGAAUGCAUUCAUAGCGAUACUUAAUUUAUUAUGCAACACCUUUUUGAUACAAUCAUUCUUUAAUUAAAUUAAAUUAAAGUGAUCAAUGUUCACAGUUUAAAGAUUUUUAAUUGAAUCCAAUAACUGUAACCAUGUCCAUAAUGUUGUGAAGUUUAAAAUGUUAAAAUAACGAGAUUUGAAACAAACGUCUAAAGGUUCAGUUGCUGACUGAAAUUUAUGCACGCAUAAACUAUCCAAAUGACUUUCAAAUAAAAUUAAAAGGACCAUUGCAUGUAUGUAUGCAUGGGGGUGACAUAUAUCCUCCUCAGUAGUAAUAUAGGUACCGUUCGGGCUGGAUUUUUGCGGUGGUGGAGUGUGGUGGAGUAAGGGUGCUGCGGGUGCGCUAAUUAAUAUUCAUACUGUGAGGAGGAGUAAGGAGGGGUGUGGUGGAGUGUGGUGGAGUAAGGGUGCUGAGGGUGCGCUAAUUAAUAUUCAUACUGUGAGGAGGAGUGUGGUGGAGUAAGGGUGCGCUAAUUAAUUAACAUACCUCCACUUAAUAUAUGCAAUGACGUCAGGCGGGCAUGUUCGGGCGAAAUCGUGUGAAACUUGCUGACUAGGCAUUGUUUUAGCGUCCCUCCAAGUGUGUGAUACAAUAGAGGGAUUAAUAUUGGCUUGCCAUGCGUUGCUGCCAGGUACAGAAACAUCUUGAGAUAUGUCCGUAUUUUUUUAUAAAUUUUAAGGGAAUAUAAUUACUUUACACAGAAUGUGAUUUACUAUUAAUAGCGAAUGCGAUGAGUUACCAUUGCAAAUAAUAUAGCACAUUGCUUAUGUUACUUUAAACGAAAUAAAAAACGAGGGCUUUACAAGCGUAUUUUCAAAAUAUAUAGUUUCAUUGAUAGAAACAUAAGGAUGGUCACACACUGGUCAAUGUGGGCGCUGGCUAUUUAACACUUUUCAUCUUGCCGGCAGAUGCUAAUUAAUAGAGACUGAAAGGAAGUUAUAAUUAUGUUAAUAGGGGUGUAUAAAUAGAGGUAUCCUUUCUAACUUCUAUGCUAAGGUAAACUCAAGAUGGAAUAUGUCGGAAUUCUACCAGCACCAGAUUACUCCCUCCCGUCAAGAUGGUUGCGUCUGUUUGGAGUUGUAGCGACGUCAGAAGAUUCACCAAGAGAAAGUGAGACCUGUCAUUUCUGCCUCACAGACAUCGCCAGAAACGAACGUUUUGUGACAGAGACACCGUGUUGUGGCCACUCGGUACACUUUGCGUGCUUUGAGAGCUCGCUAUUCGUUUCCGCGUCUGAAAACGAUAACCACACAGCACGCUGUGCGUAUUGUCGAAGGGACUACUUUGAGAUGAAUUUCUGUUUUCUCUGCCUGCGUUUUAAGCAGGUUGAAGAACAGCUCAUGAAAACAAGUUGUUGCCGUUCGACAGUACAUUCAGCGUGUGUGAAUCUGUUACGUUUUCAAACACUGGAAAUGGGUGAGUCGGUUCACGUGGAGUGUGGUGGUUGGGCCACGCUCUGCGGUUGCCACUGGAUUGGUGUCUAAAGAGACGAAACACAAAACCAAGAAUAAAAAAAAAAUAUAUCUCUUUUAAGAGCUACCAAAUGUCGAAAAGAAUAAAACAUAAUUCGAUUCCUAAGUAAAAAUCACUUGGGAUUGUAUGAAGUAUGUAAAUUUGUUGAGGUCCUUAAUCACUUGGACUCUAGAAAUGCAUAUCAACACGUAUACAAUAUCUUCAAAAUAUAUUUGUUGCUUAGUUAAAAAGAAACGUUCUAAUCACAGAAUAUUUGUAACUAGGUAUAGGUAACGUCUCAGCUACUGACUCGAGUAGAUCUUCUAGUUUCCAAUGGGACAAAUAGUUCAGCAUACACAAAAGUUUGUGGCUCUCAGUGUUUUGUUGCAAUUCCAUUAACGAAUUGACAAACUUAGAAUCUGGAUCUCUUUCCAUUUGUUGUAAAUGUUCGAGUAAAUUCACAUCAAGCUUCAGUUUUAACACCCUCGCCCUAGUAUUCUAGUCUUGUUUAUGAAAUUUACUUCCCGCAAAGUCACGCACCCGAUUUUAGGACCACCCCGUCAAAACCAACGUCCACUUUUUGAAUCUUGCGAGCUGGAUUCGAACCAACGACCUAAGGAACUACAGUCCUUCGCUCUACCGACUGAGCUAUUGCAAGUAGGUAUUUUAAGCAUGGGAAAAACCCUUCCAAAUAUCUGUGGAAAUCCAAGCGAAGAUAUAUAGCUAUAACUCUACUAUACAUUACAUACAUUAUAUUAUAUAGGAUGGGACUCGAAACUUAUUUUGGGACAACUCCUAAUACCAUAAGAUUCGGCCACCAAGGCAUUACGGUUUGCUUGAUAUAAAAACCGAAUCACCCCAAACACGUAAAGAUGUAAUAUCCCUAUCUAUCCAUUGGACUCAUUUAGUUAUGCGAAUCCCUGUUCGCCUAAUCCUGUUAAUUACCUUAACCCGCGAAGAAUUUAUGCCCGCAAAACCUCACGCCUGAUUUUAAGGCAUACACCCUGCUUAAGCAAUUUAAAUCGAAUUAUGGAGCUCAAAGAAAGAAAAAAUAUUUUACCCGGAGUGGGGUUCGAACCCAAGAAGUGCAACGCAUCUUAGAUCUGCCUUUACAAACAUCCUUAAGGCAUUUGGGCAAAGUCGUUAAAGAAACACGUUUGUAAUACAGUUAAUAAUAACACAUUUUGUUAGCGUUUGCUAAUGUUACAAUACAAUCAUCGUCUCUACAUUUACGUGGUAUAUUGCAUGCACGACAAUGAAUAUGACAGUACGUUCGCAGAUAGCAAAUACAACAUACAAACUUCCACCCACAAUUAUAAAAGUUUGCUGGUUCAGUACAUUUAUCAUGUUCACAAGUUAUGUUCCACAUUUUUAUUUCUUCUACAUCAAAUAUUUGUCGAUCUAUUUCGAACAAACAUCUAUCGCAUCUAGAAUCUUCAAAGUCCAUCGAACUUUCUCUUCUUGUAUAACGUAGUGGUAGUUCUGUAGUGUUCGGGCUAAAUUCUUCACAUCGUUCACACUUUCUGGCAUGGUAUUCCAUUGCUUUGCCUUUUUUUGGUACAAUAUUUAUAAGUAAUAGCAUGGCUUGAGGGAGAUUAGUGAUUAAAUGACCCCGUAUCCCGAGGCAGGUUUGCGGAAUCCCCGAGGGCGAAGCACGAGGGAAUUCCGCAAACUUGCCGAGGGUAAACUGGACGCUGGGAAACAAACUAGCGUGAUCUAUAUGGAUAUGUCCAAAACCUUUGAUAAAGUUAACCACCAAAUUCUUAUUCAUAAACUUUACAACUGCUUUGGCAUCUCUGGUAGUUUACUCGGUUGGUUCUCCUCCUACUUGUUGAACAGAAGGCAACGCGUGACUGUUCUAGGGGCUACAUCAUCUGAAAAACCUGUUAUGUCUGGUGUCCCUCAAGGUUCUAUCCUGGGUCCAAUACUCUUUCUCCUUUAUGUUAACGACCUACCAGAUGUGGUGAAUAAUGCAAAAGUAGUUUCUUUUGCUGACGACACAAAAUUAUUCAAGUGUGUCGAUUCUCACAUAGACGGUGCCUCGAUUCAAAGUGAUCUUGAUAAUCUUGAGGAGUGGUCGACUUCUUCUGGACUUGUAUUUAAUCAAAAUAAAUGCAAGUGUCAGAGAAUUACCAGGAAAAAGACUACCACCGAAUUCCCCUGCACCCUCAAAAACAAAACCCUCGCAGUAACAACAGAGGUGAAGGAUCUUGGCAUUUGGGUUACUAGUAAUCUGACAUGGUCCAAACACACCCUAGAUCGAUGUGCCGCAGCUAAUAGGAUGCUCGGGUUCGUACGUAGAUCUGCAACGGAAAUCACGGAUAAAAGGAUUCGCCGUGCAUUGUAUUUGGCAGUUGUAUGACCAGCGCUGGGCUAUGCCACUCAAGUGUGGUCGCCGCAGUCGGUGGAGCUCAUCAACCGAGUGGAACGUGUUCAACGCCGAGCUUCAAAGUUUAUUCUAGGCCUCCCAUUCAUGUGUGACGUAUCCUAUAAAGACAGACUCAUUUCGACAGAGCUUCUUCCCCUCGCAUAUUGGCAUGACUUAAUGUUUUUCUUCAAAGCUAUUACUGGCAUUGUGUCGAUAUCUCAAAAUUCCUUACCUGAACGUAUUGCUCCUGUAAGAGUCACAAGAUCAUCUGCUAAUGUCAACGCAAUCUCAUUCCGUUAACGAAAACAUAAAACAACAACUUAUAAUCGAUCAUUCUUUCUUCGAACGACUAGAACUUGGAACUCUCUCCCCGAGCAUUUAAGGCUUAUUAAUCUAUCUUUUAUUCAAUUUAAGAAAGCAAUAUUAGCAUACUACUUGACUGCAUUACGAUCCUGCUACAACGUUGACGAUCCACGAACUUGGAAAACUGUCUGUGUCAAAUGUAAUACAUGCAGAAGUCUCAUCCGACCAUUAACUUGCUAUUACUAGAGGGGCGUUUGCACAUUGCGAUUUGUCCUGUGCGAUUCGGGUUCUGGUGUAUGAAAUUCAUUUGAUGCCUCAAUUCCAAAAAUCUGAAUUGAAUUGAAGCGAAACUUUGAAUGCACAAUUGACGCGUGCCUAAUCGAUUGGAUUCGCCAAAAUACGAGUCGUACACGGCGGAUCACGGUGUAAACGUACCUUAAGUAAACUAAGUAUAAUUACAUAGGUGAUUAUUGAAAAUUUUCCACGCUGAUUGGUUUGAUGUUGAGGUGAUUAUAACGCGAUAAUCAUCUAAGCGAUUUUCGAAAUAUUAUGUCGGCCGAAGUCGUUUUGAGUAUUAAAUGACGAAGAAAUGUGUAUUUUAAUUUUUUCCCAAAUAAUCACCUAUGACAUUAUACUAAAACAAUUAUUCGCCUCAGGCUCGGUGGUUAUUGUUAAAUGAAAACUUCGACUUAGCUUUGUCUCUGUCCCUACUCACUGAUAAUCACCUAGCCUUCGGCGAAAAAUUGUUAAUUAUUUCUGUUUUCUAUAUUUAUAUUGAUAUUUUGUAAAGGGCCCACUGUAAUUGGUGUUAAGCUGUUGUGGUGUCCCAGCUUCUUUAAUGCAAUUAUUGUAUGAUGUUUGGAAGCGAAGCACAAUAAAUAAAUAAAUAUUAGUUUGUAAUAGCAUAGUUGCGCUCCCAUUUAAAAAUGGACAAACAUGCCCUACUUGCAAUCAGCGAAUUGUAAGCUAAAACAUUUGCUUCUUUGCUUGUGGGAUGUAAAAGCUUGUUGCACAUGCGCACUUUUUACGCUUUGAUCGGUUACGCAUGCGCAAUCUAUCAUUUAACGUACGGUGAGGCACUUGCCUAAUGCGUAGUCGGCAGGAAGACAAAGGGUGUGACCCUUGCCAACGGGCGAUUAGUUGGUAAUCGACCCUGGUGAAAUAAAAGAACUUCCAAAUAACAAGCAAUAUGAAAAGCACAAUCGAGCCGUUUCUCACUAGGUAUAAAUUAACUCAGGAAUAAAUUAACUCUGAAAAUCACUCGCCUUGUUUUGCAACAGGAAUAAAUUUUCAUCACGAAACAAAAUGGCGCUAGGUCGGAAACCUCUCGUUGUUUUACCAUCCUCGGUGUAACUUCGGAAAAUUAUCACUUAUGAAUUAAUUAAUAUGAUCAUUCGGAAAAUGAAUUCAAUAAGAUGAUCACUAUGAAUAUAACUCUCAUUAUUAUGCACAUUAGGAUCCUAUUGGUUAUACAAAUUCGUAUCGCCUUAACCCCCUUAAUUACUUCAACCUUUGUGUUAUACGCGUGGGAAUAGCCUGACAACGUUGCCAUCACAAUAUUUAUGUUUCUAUCAAUGAAACUAUAUAUUUUGAAAAUACACUUGUAAAACCAUCUUUUUUUUAUUUCGUUUAUAGUAACAUAAGCAGUGUGCUAUAUUAUUUGUAAUGGCAAAUCAUCGCACUCGCUACAAAAUUUAUAUCUCCAUUACUUCUCGUUCAACACAUUUGUAAUAAAUUUAAUAAUAACAAGAUAAGACAACUAAAGAGGGAUCCAGUACACAAAAAGGUUAUGGAAAUCAGGAAUGUCUUUGUUAACGAUGAUAAUUUCGACCACAGAAGAGUUAGAGGUCACUGUUUACAAGAGAAAAUUUCUUUUGAAAAGACUUUUCAGAAACACAUAUAGUCUCCUAGUGACAUUGACUCUUAACGGUUGCUUGUGUUUGAUUUAUAAAAAUAAAAUGAAAUACGAUCCUAUGUGGUACCUAUUUUCCCCUAACCCAUUUCUCUAACCUUCUCCCAACUCCCGAUAAACCUUCAAAAAAGACCUUCGGAAGACAGACAAGAAUAUGAGAAUUCUUUAAAGAUAACAAAAACACCUAAGCGUUACGCUCUUAGAAGUAGAUCGUACUAAAUUUUGUAAAACGUUUGAGGGAAUAAAUGUACUUUAAAACUGAAAUCUUGUGCAAGCUUUUGCCUGCAAAGCCCGGUCUUUCCGCCCGCGCGAUUUGCCUAACCCGCCCGCCUGAUUGGUGUACAAAUAUGUUGUACAUUAAUAUAUGCAUGCACCCAAGCGUCGCUAAUGACUGGUGGUAACACAUAGCAACGCAUAUAACAACCACAUAUUUGAUAAAAACGUAUUUUUAUGGCAAAAUGUAUCACAACUGUUCUAAAAGUUUUUUCUCCAUGAGUUCUUGAUAAGCUUUCUUAUGAUCUGCCUCAAAACUUCUAAAUCGCUGACCCGUCACCUUCACAGAAUACAUGUAACUCGGUGGGCAAGAGAAAACGCUUCAGCUGCUGACUCGAGCGGAUCUUCUAAUCUCCAAUGAAACAAAUAGUUCAGUAUACAUUGUAGUUCGUGGUUCUCAGUGUUGUGAUGUAGUUCCAUCAAUGAAUCGACAAACGUAGAAUCUGGAUCUUUUUCCGGUUGCUGUAAAUGUUCGAGAACAUCUCUGUCAACUGCUAGUUUUAGUACCCUCAUUGCCUCAGCGAAUUCAUUCCAAAUCAUACGCUUACCAUUCACUCGUUCGAUCGCUUGUAAACCAUACAUUUGCCAUCGUUCGUUUUCGUUCAUCAUGAGGCAGUCAUGUUGUCUUUGACUAGGAUGACCGACUUGACAACCAUUACAGGAUUCCACACAAUGUCUUUCCACUUCAUGUGCGACUGCAUUCGCAUAUAUUCCUUCCAAUAAAUUGUAAGACGUGGCUUUACCGUGUAGACACGCCAUGCCUGAUGUACAGGGUGUCCCCCAAAAAAGUGACACUAUAGAAAUUAUCAUAUUGUUAUAAUUUGAAUGCCCUAGCACUAAGUUGAUCCCACAGGUGCAUAAACUUCUGCUUCUGAAAUUUAAAGUAAAAAAGCAAACCGUUUAUUAAUGUAAUCGUUUUGCUUGACUCGGGCGUUAAAAUAUUUGGACAAAGCGAAAACGUUUUAAAAUGCUUAAAUGUAAAUACGAGCGUUAAAAUAUUUGGACAAAGCGAAAACGUUUUAAAAUGCUUAAAUGUAAAUACAAGUUCAUUAAAUUCCCAGGCGUGUAAUCACGCGCGUUUAAGAGCGGCUUAAGAACAAUGAGAUAAUUUCUAUAGUGUCACUUUUUUUUUGGACACCCUGUAGAACUAAGCGUUGUCAAAUGCAGAACUAUGCUUAUUGCAAGACUCUUGUCGAUUUUAUACAGACACUUGUAUAAAAGUUCUUAAAUCAAACAACCAAUCAUAGUAAGCCAAUCUUAAUCCUUCUAUUGUAUCACACACGUGGAGGGACACUAAAAAAUGUCUAGUCAGCAAGUUUUACCGAUUUCGCCCGAACAUGCCCGCGUGACGUCAUUGCAUAUAUUACGUGGAUGUAUGUUAAUUAAUUAGCGCACCCUUACGCACCCUCACUCCACCACACUCACCCUCACUCACUCCUCCUCACUCCACCACACUCCACCACCGCAAAAAUCGGGCCUGAACGGUACCUAUAUUACUACUCUCCUCAUUGGACAAUUUGUAUAGAUUAAACCCAAGUUUGCAACAGUCGUUCACGUGCUAACUUGCCAAGGUUCAAUUUCUCUUUGACGUUUUGUGAUUAUCGACAGGACUAGAAAAUGAAUGCCUUGUUCUAUAUCAAGGUACUUGAACCUUCUCUGAGCUUAACUGAUUUGGUGUUUGCACUAAUUAGUAAUUGUGACUGACUGGCGAAUCUUCUUGAACACACAGUUUUCAGUCUCACGAUAGCCUAUCGAAGGGAAGAUGGCUGUUAACCUCAUUAGAAUAACAAUUUGAUCACUUUAUUACAAAUGAACCUGAAAAAAAUUCUAAAUGUGGCGUGAUUCAUACUGGAAUCAGUGACCACAGUCUCAUUUAUGCUAUGAGGAAGAUUAAUAUAAACCAUAAAGAUAAAGAAAAUAUUAUUGAAAUUAGGAAUAUGAAAAACUUCAACGAAAAUAAGUUGUUGCAUGAUCUUAAAAUCCAGUCAUGGGAGAAUGUCUACUUUUUUGUAGACAAUCCCAACAGUAUGUGGCAAAUUUGGAAAGAGCUAUUUUUACAGGUUCUAGAUAAACAUGCCCCUCUUCAAAGUAAAAAGAUGAAAUCUAAAAAACUACCUUGGAUUACUAAUCAUAUCAAACAAAUGAUAAUCAUAAGGGAUCAAUUGAAAGAAGAGCAAUCGUAACGAAACUUGAGUCCGAUUGGGAAAACUAUAAAAGAGCCAGGAAUGAAACAAAUACUCAGUUAAGACUGGCCAAAAAGGAGUAUUACACCAAUAAAAUUUCUUCUGAGAACCAGAAUCCGAAAGCUGCUUGGAAGACAAUUAAUAGUUUAAUUGGUGAGCAAAACAGACCUACUAAAGUGAAUGAACUAAAUAUAAAUAAUGUAAAACUAACAAGCCCUGAAGACAUAGCAAAAGGUUUCAAUGAUUACUUUGCAAAUAUUGGACCUAACUUAGCAGCUGAAAUUGAUACAACUGAAUGUCAUUUUAAGGACUACCUUAAGAAAGCUGAAUCUGAAUUUACUUCAUUCAAACCAGUUACUACAAACCGUGUUUGUUUUUUGUUAUCUCAACUAGCUGGCAACAAAGCUACUGGAUUAGAUAAGAUUUCUAGCAAGGUUGUCAAAAUAGCAGCCCCAGUUAUUUCCGAUUCAUUAAACUAUAUUUUUAACCAAUCAAUUAUUCUAUGUACAUUUCCAAAUGAAUGGAAAGUUGCAAGAAUAACCCCCCUUUUUAAGAAUGGCAAGCGUAAUUUGGCUGGAAAUUAUCGUCCAAUCUCUGUCUUGCCUGCCUGCCUGCCUGCCUGCCUGCCUGCCUGCCUGCCUGCCAUAAGCAAAGUUAUGGAACGUAUUUUAUAUAAUCAACUAUAUGAGUAUUUGUCGCUAAACAACCUCUCAGAACAUCAGUUUGGUUUCCAAAAGUUUCACUCGACUGCAUCAGCCUUACUUGACUGUACAAAUGGUUGGUAUUUAAACAUGGAUCGAAAAUUGUUCAAUUUGAUUGUAUUCAUAGACUUAAAAAAAGCAUUCGACACUGUUAACCACGAAAUCUUAUUAGUUAUUGGAAAAGCUAUUACUAUUUGGAAUUACGGGCAGUGCGUUUCAACUCCUAAAAUCAUAUUUAUCCAAUCGUACCCAAAAAUGUGAAAUAAACGGCUCUACUUCUAAAGAAAAUAUUGUAAAAUGCGGCGUACCCCAAGGCUCCAUAUUGGGACCAUUAUUCUUUCUGCUAUAUAUUAACGAUCUACCAUCUUGUCUAAAUGAAACUAGACCCCGGAUAUUUGCAGACAACACAAAUAUUACAGCAUCUGGAAAUUGCAUGAAUGAUAUUGAAUCUGCAGUAAAUUCGGAUUUAGAAAGACUUCGAAAGUGGCUUAUGGCAAAUAAACUGAGCUUAAACGUAGCGAAAACUGAAUUUCAAUUAAUUGUCACUAAACAUAUGCUUAAAAAAAAUAGUGAUUACCGGCCAGUAGUUACUAUUCUAAAUAAACCAAUAAAGCAAGUUUUCCAAUGCAAAAUUCUAGGAGUUACUGUUGACGAAAAUCUUUCUUGGAAAAGUAACACAGAGUAUAUGUAGUAAAAUAUCAUCUGGGAUAUAUGCUCUCAAACAAAUUAAAACGUUUGUUCAUAUAAAACACUCAUAUAUAUAUCGGUAUACAAUGCUUUGAUCCAACCCUAUUUCAGUUAUUGUUGUGAAGUAUGGGAUGUAUUUGGCGAAACCCAAUCUAAACGUCUGCAAAAGCUUCAAAACAGAGCAGCUCGCGUCAUAGCAAGUGUACCGAACGAUGUUGAUCAGCAAACUGUAUUGGAUUUAUUACGAUGGAAAACAUUAAAAGAACAACGAUUAAAAACUAAAACGAAAACGAUGUUUAAGAUACUUCAUAAUAUGUGGGACCAAAUUGCCUCAAAGACUUAUUCAUUUUCAAAAAUGAAAUAUUAAAUCAUAAUUUCCGUGACAGCUCAACCACAUUACGGUUGCUAAAGCAUGCACGUUAGAACAGUUUAAAAAAAGAGUUUCAUGUAUGACGGAGCUUUCAUAUGGAACUCUUUGCCAGAAAUUAUUAGAGAAAGCAAAACGCUAUCAAUUUUCGAAAGGAAAAUCGCUACCCAUUGUUAUUAAAGCAUGAUCGUAAAUAGUAAAUUAACGUGUAUUAUAGUAUAUUUUCUUUUUCACAUAUAUGCAUGUAAUUUCUUACUACCUUUAUCUUUUUUUUUGUAAAUUUACUUUUGUUCACAUGCCCAUUGUGGAAACCAGCUUUAGCUGACAAUGUUAGCGUGGUUAAAUACAGUUUAUCAUCAUCAUCAUAUAUGUUAGUCAACGUUUAUUCAUAAAUCUAGUACUUCACCGUCACGUGUGUGUUGUAUUUUUGCCAAAUCCCCCAAUAGCAAUUUCCAAUUUACCCUAUUGCUCGAGUCACGGAUAGUUGGGAAAAAAUACAACACGCACGUGACGGUGAAGGAUCAGAUUUAUGAAUAAAUGUUGCACUAACAUAGAUAAUGAAUUAUAUUGUCAUUCAAAUGAGUUUCUUAGCCAAUUAGCCAUCUUCCCUUCGAUAAGCUAUGGUCUCACAUAGUUAUAAACUACUGUUAAAUUUGCUAUCGCUAUCAUGCAUUGCGUAUGAGUCGGUUUAACUAUAUCCGAAUACCUUAACUGAAUAAUUAUAUAGAAUUUAAAAGAAAAUCUACUACAUAUACAUGUAAUAUUUAAUAAUGCCAAUUAGUAUAAUAUGAAAUAAAUAUUUAAUUAAUGUAAAUGUAUAAAAUAUAUAAUUAAAUCGUAAGGAUUUCAAAAUUAAAUAAUAAUCUGCUAUAUUUUGAAUUGCAUAAAUUUAGUCUGAACCUUUUAGCCAGUGUAACCAUCUUGCGAUGACUAUUAAAACAAUAAUUAAUUACUAUUAAAAUAAUAAUUAAAUUAAAAUAGCUACAACUAUUAAAAUAAUAAUUAAAACAAAUUUUUGGCUGCGAUUUAUAGUGCGACUCGACUUUUUUGGUGGUGGUAUUAGUGUGGCGGAUAAGAGCAAAAUUGUGCAGUUAGUGAAGAAAGCACCAUAUUGACAGUAUGUGUAGUCUCUGACACAAGCAUCAGAUAAGGGGACAUCUGUGAAAUUAACGCUCAUAGCUAAACAUUUUGAAUUUUCUGAUAUUUGAAUAAAAAUUUCUGUUACUGUUAGAAAUUUUAAAAUUCUAGGGUAGCUCACAGAAAAAAUAAGUUGUAUGGUUGAAAAUUACGAAAAAAACUGUCUAUAGAACGUUGAAGCAGUUUUUUUAUUUGCCAAGUUUCGAUAUCGCACAAAGGAGGAUAUUAAGGUUAUCCCGGCAUGCAUUGCUAACAAAUUGUAUCAUCUAUAUAAACCGGUCCAGCAUGCUUUGCGCGUCUCAUGUAGAUUUCAAAAUGAACGCCAUAACGGUGAACAAACAGGGAAUAGGCUUUCUUGAACCGACAGAUAUCUUGUAUCUUUAUUGUGUUGAUUUUCAAUUUCUACUCGACUUUACUAUUACUUCGCUGCCGUUUAUGGAGCUGGAACUCGUUGGUGGACAUGUUAGCUUUCCUGACAAGUUACACGAGAGGAGAAUUGUACUUUUUCCAAAUGGGGAUAUAAUUCGUAACCUGUCGCAGCAAAUUUCCCCAUGUGCAAUCGAAAUUGUUACUUGUUGUCAUAUCACGGUAAGAUGUUUACUUUUUAUCAACUAUAUUCCUGGUGUUUUGGUAUUGUAGUAUGGAUAUUAGCCUUUUUUAUUGUCUCUUGAGAAUCCAAUUUCAAUUGAUAUUUAGUAAUAAAUAAUAGUAGCAAUAUUUUCACUGGGGUUUAAUAUAAUAUGCAUUUGGUCUCCAUGGCCCAUGGUAAUUAUAUAUUUGUGCAUAAACAGCUCAAAGAUGUACGUGUGUUAUCUUAAUGUGCGAUGUGUGUGGACCAAUACUAGGGUCAUGUAUCAGUCCAGUCCUGUCCAUUCUGACCCCCCACCCAAGUACACCCUUGUGUAUUUGUAAGCUUAUUUAUGCUUGGCCGUGCAGGGGGGAGAUAAUCCCUUGUAAAAUUUACUCAAAAUCUACGUGUCAUUCUGGGGCUAUUUACAUUAGAAAACAAACUGCAAAUGCUUUGGGGUGGCUUGAGGGAUGGGAAUUGUGAUGCAGGUAUAGAUUGAUUCCUUUAUUGAUUGAUAGGUUGGUUCUCGUCAAGCAGUACUGGUUUGGGAUUUCAUUGUGAAGGAUGACUUACAACCUGUUUCAACAGUUAAAGCUGUCCUACCAGUGGAAGAUGACGACUCUUACCCGACAUUGCCAUGGCUUGACAUAACCCAAACUAAUUGCAAUUGCAACAAAUACCCAACACGUGGUCUCAUUGUGCAGAAUAGCUCAAAUGAAUCUCAGUAUUUAUGUGAUGAUGGUGGCCAUUCUGAUGAUGGUGGCCAUUCUGAUGAUGGUGGCCAUUCUGAUAAUGGUGGCCAUUCUGAUGAUGGUGGCCAUUCUGAUGAUAGUGAAAUAAUUGAAUAUGCUGUCAAUGAUCACAAUGAUAGUUCAGUAACUGAUGAUGGACAAGUGAACAUGGAACACUUAGAUCACGUUGCAGAACAUGAAGAACAACAAUAUACAGAAAAAUUCAAGCUGAAAGGAACUAGCUUUCAUAAUCAUUUCCAAAGUGCAUUACGACAUUUUAAGUUCUGUCAACUGAGUGAACUAGAACCUCCAGCACUAUCACUACAUUUUGAGCCUGUAAAUAAACGGGAUGAAAAUGCGAUUGUCGUCAUUGCGGAAAUUGAUGGUACUACUGAUCCUAUAGGAUAUAUACCUGGUUCAAGAGUGGAAAAGAUAACCAAGGCACAUUAUUCACAUCAAAUAACAAAUAUACAGAUGUCAGAAAUUAAGAGACAGUACAAUUUUUAUGUUGGUGGUUUUGUCUAUGUCCCAGUUGUGUCCAUAACAAAAACAGGAAGAUGGCCACCAAACUCUAAUAAAUAUCGUUAUAAUUGUACAUUUUAAUUUUACAGAACAUUUUCAAUCUUUUGUAGUUUUGUGACAAUAAGUACCUUUCAUGAUCAUAUAUUUAAACAUUUAUGUUAAUUAACUUUGUUCAUUUUCCAUGAUGGGGGGUAGGCAAACUUCGUGGCGAUGUAGGCGUUGCCUAAUUGUAGGACAGUUACGGGAUGGUAGAAAUGCUCUCCCUGGUGCAAAUAUAGAAGCAUCCUCCCUCCUGUUGACUUUCAAACGAUGCAGGCGUAGUGGAUGGUGUCUUUCAUCAACAUUCUUUUCAACAUUUGGUUUAUGAUCAAAUGAUGGGAGAUCUUCUUCUGUGUAGCGUUCGUUUAGCGUCCAGUAAUAGAAUGGCAGUGUGUUAUCCAUCCUCUUACAGAAUUCCCUGAAUAAAAACAUAUGCUCACCCUCAAUAUUUUGAAUUCAAAGAGUUGGGGUCCAAAGUAUCGAACUGAUGUUUUGAGUAAAUACCCUUGCUUCACAUGGAACAAAUAAAUUUGCUGAGAACACAAGCCUUUUACCUUUCAUAAUAUAGCAGACUUCUAUUCUCCUAGAUAGCUGAAUUAAUUUCAGCCGGUUGUAAGCAGACUUUUACCUGACAAGUUUGGGCCAGUACUCUGUCCAGUCUUUCAAGGUGAAGGUAGUGCCAAGUUUGCGAUGGGCAAUGGAAAACAAUGUUUCCAGAUCAUCUGUUCCACCAGCUCUUGGAUGCUCAGCAUAUCCCAAUUCAUCAUUUUCUCUCCUUCUGAACUCUUGACUUUCAAUAUUUGUUGUCAUUUCAACAAGGGUUUCCCGUGAAAAGCCACAAAUAUUAUUUGUUGGUCUAUAAAUUGAAGAUGCACACUGCCAUUACAUACUGUACAUGCACAAAUGUACAGUAUUGUUUGAAUUUACAAAAGAUGCCACAACCAAUGGGAAAUUUCUCAAACUUGGCUCAAAUUAAAAAAUCACCACCACUCAUUCUAUAACUCUUCAGGAGUUCACAGAUAGCUGUAGCUAUAUGCAUAAAUUACCAUGUACAUACAUUACCUUUAUCACAUAUCAUAAUUUACAAUAUAUAAAAACAUAAUAUUUCAUUUAUACACAAUACUUUUUAACCCAUUAACCGCUCUUCCCUUGACGAGUAAAAUCGUUUGGCGUUAGACAGAGUAAAAUAUAAAUUAGGGCACAUCAUGAAGCAAUGCGACUCAAUGGGUUAAUUAGACACAUGGGCAGAUAACUGAAAUGAAUAUAACUGGAAUGCUACCUUAAGAUAAACUGCCAAUGAAUCUUUUUCUUGAAGCCAAAUCUGACCUCCUGACCAAGACACACAUGUUUAUACUAUGAUUGACUGCGUCAAUCGCAUUUGCUUGCGUGAAAAGACUGGGACUGGCCUUCAAAUUUGGCUUCAAAUUUCUUGUUGGAUAUAGCGUUCCACUUAUAUUCAUUUCAAUGGGGGCAGAUAUGCCAGUUAACCCAUUAAGUGCCAGCGUGUACAGUACCUGUUAAUGUCAAUAGUUGAGAAAUCAUAGCAAUCUUUGUGCCAUGGCAUCCAUUCGUCCGAUAUAUAAUUGAGCAUGUUGUAGUUGUAUCUACACCUUUGUAGUUGUGUUAGACUACGCCCAUCAGUAGCCUCAUGCCAAUUCACCAGCAGCUGUACAUGCCGAGCUUCUUUCUCAUGUUCACUUUUUUUGAGUGACCGAACAACAAAUUUCGAAACCAGUCGUUCUGCAUCAACAAGUGACUGCUUUCUCAAACCGAUAAGGGCUGCAUGUGUCAGGCCACUGCCAGGAUCAAGAAGAACAUCAUCAAAUGCUUCAAAAUUGAGACCUUGAUGGUUGCCAUCUCGAAUGCUCUUUACAGCUCGUCGGAAAAGGUGAUUAUGGUCACUCCGAUCAUGUCGUACAUCUUUGGUGAUUGGAUCUACCUCAGGAACAUAAAUGUAGAGGGAAAAAUCAACACCAUUUCCCUUCAGGUGUUUGAUCGCAUCUCUGUAUAUGCAUGUUGCAACCAAGCUCCUCAGCAUAUCAAGAAAAGAUUCUUCUGUAUCCUUUUUGAAUGGAUAUGGAGUAUAGCCCACUGGAACCAAACUAUUCCUGACUUGCUUCACUGCAUCUUGCAAGGUAAGGUUUUCAGAUAUUUGCAGGUUGUGGAUUAGGUUGAUAAAACUGUGUGGGAUUGCUGCAUUUGGUUUUUUCACCACAGGAUCUCCACAUUCACUUUCUGUAAAGAACAAAAAAAAUAUGCCCUUUUAAUGUAGCAAUGGUACAACACCAAUAUUCAUCCUUUUUUUAUUGAUAUUAAUCUUCAAUACAUAUAACUGCACUGAAAUUAUGUAUUAAUUCUACCAACAUGGCUGAUAAAUACAAAAUCUCACAAAAUUGAGUUAUAGUCUGAUAUUAGAACUAGUUGGACACCUACUGUAAGUAUGGUAAUUGCAAAAAUGACCCUGUCACUUAGGUAAUCUAGUCCAUGUUUGCAUACCCUGUAUAUUUCCUUCUUUUAUAAAUUGCUUACCUCCACACUUUAUCAGCAUUGCUAAGAGGGUUUUCUUUGACAUUUUCUGCACUGCUUCUUUGCUGUCAUGGAUUAACUGCCAAAUGUGCAGAGGUCUUGUUUCCCCUUGGCUCCUUAAUGAACAGAAUUCACCAUCUGUUACAGUACCUAGAGCAUACAAAAUAUAAAACAAUAAACAUCUGAUGUGACCUUUGCUAUUUUACUGCCCAAUGCAAAACAAUUUUACUCAUUAAGGGGAAAGUAUUACAAUUGAUGGGUUAACAAGACCACAGUGACUGCCCAUAAUUCUCUUGUUAACCCAUUCUCGUGUUAACACAAGUCUCGAUGAGACCUUUUUCGCACCAUCCUUUGCUAUUCAAUUAACACAUGACAAUAUACUUGUCAAGGGGGAAGUGUUUAAUGUACACUGUUAAUUAAGUGCCAGCGCUCUCCCCUUGACGAGUAAAAUUGUCUGGCGUUAGACAGAGUAAAAAGGGGGUGCAUCAAGGCCCAAUGGGUUAAUAAUCAAAUGAAUUGAAUUAUCUCUUGUCCAGCUAACAGUUCCUGCAAAUACAACAUGAACAAUUUAACUGUUAAAAUUUACAGUACUAUUAUACAGUACCAACAACUUUUAGUCCUCUUUCCACCAUCUUUCUCUUAAUAUCUCUGUUGAAAUAUCUGAUUUGCUGAACUUAUCAACGUCUGUCAAAUGAUUUUCAUACUGCUCUCUUAGCUUUUUCAAUUCUCCAUCAUUCAUAUCAACAUCUCCAUUCCACACACGGCGUGCAGAUUCCAUAAGUGCAGUCUUGAUGUCGGUGCCGUCAAUCUUGAUCCAAAAUCGGCCAUUUGUUUGUUUCAACUGAUCAAGAGCAGAAACCUUGAGAAAAAAAUACGAAAUUUCUUUUGGUUGUAUUUAAGGAUGGAGAGUAGCAGACAAAAACACGGUCUAUUCUUAAAAGAAACUUCAAUGUUUGUAAUGUAUAACAAACAUUAAAGAAUUAAAUUAGCUCAGCCAAUAAGUGUGAAGCUAGUUAAACAUGAUUGGCUGAUCCAAUUGAAACCUAUCAAAUGCUCUUGACAAACAUUAAAGUUUUGAUUGAGAAUAAACAAUGGUUUUGUGUUCAUCCCUAUAUGCAACUGACCAUAUUCUAUUUAAUUAAUCACACUUACCAAACAUUGCAGUACGUUCAAGCAAAAUGUUUUUUGAGCACAAAUCAAUACUCUAUUACUCUAGUUAACCCCUUUAAGCAAAUUUUGAAGUACAUUACUCUGAUCAAAAUUACUGUUGAUAAAAUGUAAUUAUCAAAGGCAAUACAGUGUGAAACAAGACUCAGUCAAUUGAACUGACAGACUCAAAUUGUGACUGAAGAAUUACCUGAAUAUCUGUAGUAGCGGAAAAACUAGUAUAUUUCUUGGACUUGCUCCAAUGUGACACAAGACUUGUACAUGGAACAUUGGUUAAUGCCUACAAAAAAAUUUACUUUAAUUUAAACAUUUAAAUGCCACCCUAAGCAAUUUACAGGCUUGUUGUUAUACGUUUAUCCAAAAAAUAUUAUCUAAUGUUAACUGGUACUGGUAUGAGUCGUAUCACAUUGCCUUUGUACAGUAUUUUGGUUCCGAAUGUAUAUUAUGAUUGAAAGUGACUAGAAAUUUGAUGCAACAUUUACCACUCAUUGACAUAGGAUUUGUCAAUCUGGUACUCAUUUUAAAUAAUUAAUAAGAUUAACAAAAAUGAUCUUCCUGAACGUUAGAACAACCAGUACCUUAUGUGGAUUCCCAUAAUAUUUUGUCUCCUGGUUGCUCCACAUAGGUCCAGCAAACAAGCGAUGAAAUCUACUAGGAAAUUCGGUUUCCAUUGUUUCCAGCCAAAUGCGGUAGUCCUCGGGCUCACAUAUCUUAAACAGUCAAUAGAUACAGUAGAAGUUAUUUAAAUAACCUGCUUUUCAGGACAAAUAGUGGUGUGUUACUUAUAUUAAGAGUGUUACUUGAAUGAAACAAAUUGCAGUACCUGUCUGGUGUUUGUGCAUGUGAAGAACUGUAUGACAUAAUCAAGCAGGCCAAAUGGCAUUCUGUCCAAUCUCAUCAAAUAACUAGACUGGUCAAAAUUAUUCACAUCAGUCAGCAUUUGGCAGAACUUAUAGACGAGAUUACAUCUGCUUUCAGCUUGCAGUCGUUUCAUGGCUUUGAUUGAUGUUGUAAUAAAAUGCUUUGGAUUUGAACGUAUUCCUUCCAUUACCGCAAUUUUGAAGUAUAGUUCAUCUAAAUGUUUGCUGAAUAACUGCUGUUCAGUUGUUUGACAAAUACCAACUUUUUCAUUUACUUUUGUAAAUAGCUUAGUUAUUAGUGAUAAUAGUUCACAUCUAUCAUCGUAAAUCUCAUGUAUGCAUUCCAUCUUUUCAUCUUCAGUUAGUGUUUCCAUAUACUUUUUUAUUAACAAAAUCUUGUCAUCCUUCGUUAGAAUCAGAGGGUCAACAUUUCUUCGCACUUGCUCUGACAUCCUUUCUGAAUUUCUCAAGUUGGUACAUGGUGUUUCAGUGCUCAUGUAGUGACUAACAGUCAGACCAAGAUUGUCCUCAGCAUUGUCAAUGGAUGAAAACUUGGUCUUGAGGAAAGACACUCUUGAACGUAUAGACAUUGCUAGAGAAAAAUAUAAAUUAAUUAAAGUGGAAAAAGUAUUGUGUUACUCUAACUAAAUGGUUGAUUAUGCAUCACCAUGCACCUUGUAAAUGUUAAGUGUGAGCUAGGUGGUUGCAAACACAAGGGCAUUCAACAUUUUUUAUUGAGGUGACAUCAUAUUGGCCACUCUUGGGAUGAUAGUCACUGUGAAAUCAUAAAAAAGGUGAAUGUCACACAAUAUCAUCAGACCCCCAGGCCACAGCACUGUAAUAAAAUAUCCUCUCUCUGGGGAUGGCGGUUGAUGUCGAAUUUCCCACCUACAGGGGUAUAUACGAUGUCAAACCCUUCAGGAUUUCCCAUUCUCCUCCCCUGCAGCUUAACAUUGACAGGUGCAUUACAGACAAUCAUAAACAUGUUAACCCAUAAAAGCAAAGAAGCAUGAGAUAACUGCAAUGUGACUUACAAGGUCUGACAUGAACCGUUGGUGCAUUUUCUUUAAUGAAUUGUGCAGCUUUCUCCCAAUAUUUAUGUUGCACUCUCAUACUUGGCCAGUCACUACUGGUAGGUUGCAGAUCUCUGUGGAGGGCAAUAAACUCAAUUAAUGACUUAUCUUCUUCUGACGUCCACACAUUUCUUUUUUGUUUCGGAGAGAAUGUUAGCUGCUUUGGUGAAUGGCGCCCCUUGGCUCUUGUUACGAGGUAUUUCGCUGCCUGUGAGAGGGAUUGAUAUAAUUUAAUACUAUAUUAAACAGUCAUUAUUCAUACUAAUUAAUAUUAAACCAUAUAAUUAUACAUAUUAAACAUACAUAAAUUUUAUUACGAAUUAACGUAAAAUCAUUUGCUUACUCUCUGGGCAGGAGAUUGCUGCUUUGUAAAAGUUAAUUUUUUAGCUGAUUUUAAUGGACUUGGACCAACGAGAGAUCUUUUCCUCGGUGGUUUGUGGGGCGUGCUACCAGAAGGGACAUAGCUUCUUUUGUCUGCGACGUUCGCAGCAUCUUCGUUUGUACCGUCAUCCUAAAGCAAUAAUUGAUGCAAUAAUUAUGACAAACAGUGCGCAUUAUACAUGAAUGAGUGCGAAUUGACCACUUGCGUAAAAUACACUAUAUUUUGAUUUAAACAAGUCUAGACAAAAAUUUCAUCACAUCUUGAAAGAGCAUCAAAAAAUUAUUUAUAAUAUUCCAAUGUUUCUUUGCGCAAUGUUGUAAAAUGCGGAUAAUAUAGCCUUGCCAAGUUUGCGAUUUUCAGUCAUUUUGGAUAACAAGCGGGAAAUUGACAGCUCAACUGCCCUUUCAUGGCUUUUUUUACGAGACUUCUAUCGCGAGUUUAAUGGCGCCACAUGGCGCAUUUUUAAUACUGGCUGGAUGGCGCCGACACAUGAAGCAUUAUUUUGAUGGUUUUCAUUUGUCAAAACGACUGCCUAUAUUAGGGUCUUUUAGGGUCUUUUUUGUAUGAGUGAGAAGUAAAAAUGCCAUAGUGUGUUAGUGUUUAAUGCUUGGUGGAAAAACUCCGAGCGUAGUGUAGAUAUUUGCAAAUGCGUUGUCGGUAUUUUUGCGAGCUGAUGCUGCGGACUACCUUGCUUGCUCGGGACCUUGGAUAGAAGGUUGGAAGAGACGUCGCGUAAAGUUGUUUUGUGUUAUGAGCUGCAUUUGCAUGCUUUGCUAGAACUAUUAAUAUGUAUAAGAUACGGUUUACUUACCAUAUUUUGCAUUUCUUUGUGACAUAUAACGUCAUUGAGUUGACCAUAUGAAUUAUGCAUGACCUUUCGCCAUGUUUGUUUUGCGCUAGCUGGAGUCGCGAGUGGUGACGCGAUGCAUGCCGGGAUAACGUUAAUAUCCUCCUUUAUAUCGCACAAAAUAGAUGAAAAAUAGGUGCAAAGACUGGCACUAGCUUCAAAUCGCCUUUUUUAACAAGUUGCAGCUCAGGAAAUAUUUGGAAAAUCAAAAAACUGCUUUAAUGUUCUAUAGACAGUUUUUUGUGUAUGUUUCAACCAUACAACUUAUUUUCUCUGUCAGCUACCUUGGAAUUUUAAAAUUUCUAUCAGUAAUAGAAAUGUAUAAUAAAAUGUCAGAAAAUCCAAAUUUUUGGCUGUUAGCGUUAAUUUCAGAUGCCUCCAUAUCUGAUAUUCAUACGCUUGUGCCAAAGUCUACACAUCCUGUCAAUAUGGUGCUUUCUUCACAAAAUGCACAAUACUUUCACUUAUCCGCCCCACUAUAUAGAAGUAGAUGAGUUAUGAGUGUUCAGAGUACACGUUGCAUCUGCACAUUCGUCAUCCACUCUUUCACUUCCAUCAGGAAGACAAAAUUGCACCUAAAAUCGCUGCAAAAAUUUUCAAACGUAAACGGGCGUUAACGUAUGGAAUUGACUAUUUGAAAUUGAGAUGUCAGAAAAGUUACUAGAAAUACAUCGCUCUGAUUGCGGUUAUAGUUAGCAGCGGAAAUAGAAGCUAAUAAUUGUGGAUAGCGGAAAAGAAACAUGAUAUACUUUCCCUUCAUGUUUUAUAUAUCUAUAAGGCGCUUCAAAGUUACUGCAACGAGUUCUUAAAUCCGUUGCCGUAACUACAUGCAGGCAGUGUUAUAGGUGAUUUUGGCACCUACUGUAUCUCUGGUUUUGGUUGGCAGUGGAACAAACAAAAUUAUACCAUCCUGCCAAAACUCAACUUCAGAAGAAGUGUCACACCAUUGUAUCGCAGGCUUUUGUUAUUGUUCUUAUCGUUAAUACCUACAACAAACAAACAAACAAACAAACAAACAAACAAACAAACAAACAAACAAACAAACAAACAAACAAACAAACAAGCAGCGUUAAAAUACCUUGUUUGGUACAUUGCCAAUAAGAAUCGGAUAAAGGAAGCAAAGACUCUGAAAGGAAGGUUUAGAUAUACGAUGAAAUACAAAAACUUUCGCCGAUCUAUUGAUCUAGGCCUACUUGGCCGCGCCAGCACGAAUUUGAGCCCGUAAUACCAUGGUGUAAGAAGAAAUUCAAUUGGCGAUUUUUAUAUAAGCCACAUGGCGCUUAUAAUCUUGUGAAUCAAAAUGUACGAUUCUGUAUGGGGCGGCCAUAAGCAUGCAUCUAACCAUUGUUAAUAGAAUAGAUGGUUUGGAAACUCAUUAGAAUAACAAUAUCACUCAUUAUCUAUGUUAGUCAACGUUUAUUCAUAAAUCUGGUCCUUCACCGGUACCGUCACGUGCGUAUUGUAUUUUUGCCCAACUAACCAAUAGCAAUGUUUUAGGAAAGUUACCUAUCCGUGACUCGAACAAUUGGGAAAAUUGGAAAUUGCUAUUCGUGGAUUUGGCAAAAAUACAAUACACAUGUGACGGUGAAGGAACAUAUUUAUGAAUAAACGUUGACUAACAUCGAUAAUGAGUUAUAUUGUUAUUCUAAUAAGUUUCCAAACCAUCUAUUCUAUAUUAACUAAGAUCAAACUGAUAUGGCUUUAAAUGCAUUCAUAUUUGGGUACUUAUUUCAACUUAUACUGCCCCCUUAAAGGGGUCGAAAUUUAAUUUUUUUUUUGUACUGUAGUAUAUACAGCCGGAAUAGAAGAUUUUGAAAUUUACUAUUCCGUCUGAAGAUCCACUAUUCCUUAAUGUACUGUUUCUGAGAGCCUGAUCAUGCAGGGUCCGCGCUAAUGUUCUGAUUUUCGUGAAAUCAUCCUUGAGACUCCUAAAGUGAACUGAAUAAUUGAAUAAUAAAAAAUAAACAUGUACAGUGCAUUGCUUUGUAGAGUGAUGAACAAAUUAUUAACAAAAAACAAAACAUCUCACAUUCAAUGAAUUAUCUCAAGUCUAAUAAGUCCACAUAUCGAUAUAAGUCCACAUAACAGCAUCUUUUUACAAUUUUUUGGACGAAGGUCGUAAAUUUGCUUUAUAAAUGAUAAUGUUUAUUUUGAAAAAUUGCUUUUCACAUUGUUAUAAUUGUCGGCAUUGGUUAACGAGAAUUAGAUGCCACUCAAAAAUGGCGGAUAUUCGUCAUCGUGAAAAAGGCUAAUUAACGACAAUCUGAAUUAUCUGUUCAUGUACAUUAAUAUACAUCUUCAGACUGGCCAACCACUAGCAUGAACAUUUUUCUACUAUACAAACGGAAUACCGUAAUCAUGAAGUUUACUAUUCCGUCAGGCAUUUUACUAUAUUUGGAAUAGCGGGAAUUUCGACCCCUGCCUUUUGAGAAAGUCCUGCGUACGGUUCUGAAUUGACCGAAGUACUUUAUGUAAUAUACGUAUCAUACACUUCUCAUCUAUAGCGUGCAGUGAACGAGCAAUCGUACGAAAUUCAACUUUCCAAUCUAACGAAAUCUCUACAAACCAUGGAAGAACAGCUUCGACAGAGUGACGAGGAAAAGGUACAUACUCGAAACUUGACAAACUAACAACAUGUUGCCAAGUUUGCUACAAGCAUGUUGUGAACACUUCAUGAGAUUUUUACCUGACUUUGUACUGGGCUGCUUGGUUUUAAACAUUCUAAGCCAUGUUGGCUUUUACCCUCAUAGUAAUAUGGCUAAACCUUUCCUCUUUUGUUCUAAUGAACAGAUGAAAUAUUAGCAGACACCGGUGCAACCCCCCUCCCCCAAUAUAUUUUGAAAGCCUAUAUUUUGAAAGUUCGUGUCGGCGACAUGUCAGAACACGUAAAAUAAUAAACAUGUAACUGUAUUAAUAAUACUGUGCGGUUAAGCUCUUAAGUUCUAACCGUCAUAGAACAUUCUCCAUAAAUUCAUUAUAUUUGAAAGGCACGAUCCAUGACACAUGCGUCUCAUUUCUAAAUUUUUUCAUUCUUCUUUUAACUCUUCCUAUAUGGGUUAAGGUCGAUCAUAUAUGUUGAUUUACCCCAAAGCCAUAUGUUUACACCAUGUGAUUUUUCGUGCCAUAUAUAUAUAUAUAUAUAUAUUUGGCUGAUAAUUUGCGAAAUAUUGUGGGGGGGGGGUUAGGUUGCAAACAUAUGACCACCUUUUGUACAGCCUUAAAUUCCAUGCAAUUUAGAAUUAUUUGCAGCCUACCAAUAGUUUCAUGGUUGAAAAAUUGUUACAGGCUUAUCACACAGUUAUUCAGCUAUCAUUCAAAGUCCCUUCUCCGGCACAACAAAACUUGAAAAGUUCCGGAAAUCGUGCGACGAUUUUACUCAUCCGCUGAAUAGUCCACGGAUGCAAACUUCAAGUGUUAUUUUAGAGCACUAAUUCUUUAAAGGAUUGAAAAUGAAGGAACUUCAAAAUUUUUGGUAUUUGAAUUGCAUGGAAGACUGCUACAUUUGAUUGUGACUAUCCAUGACCUGUUUUAUAUUACAGGAAGGUUUACUUGCUGAUCUAUCUGCCGUUCGUGAACUUUGCGUGAAGCUUGAUCAGAUGAGAGAUUCAUUAUCCAGACAAGUAGCUUCAAAGUCAAUGGAUAAAGAUGAGGUGAUAAUGCAAAUAAAAUGAGUAAUAAAACAAAUUAAAGUGUUUGAACGAGUUUCAAUUAUCUUACUGAAGAAGUGUAUGAAAUAUGCUCAGCGAUGCACAAACGAGGCAUGGGCGGCCCUGAUCAAGGUUUAUCGUUUACUUUCUACACAAUUUUUUGCAGUCAAAGACCGACUGAGUAUAUAAGCUAGUCAAGGAUAAAAAAUACUCGUAAGAUAUCGUGUUUAGUCCGUGUGUUGUGACCUCGAAAAGUGCCCAGAAAACAAUUUUCAUUAAGCAUGUCUUAGAACUGAAAUACUUUUACGGGAACUAACACUUUCGAACACGCUGAGUUCAAAUCCGAAAAGUUCCCACUCCGUAGACCCGCAGUUUUUUCACAAAAUGCUAUUUUAUCUUCACUAAUUUCACAGCAAAUUUUUUCAUUGUUCAACCUCACGGGUCGAUGACGAUACACUAUUAUGUCACUCAAAAGGACCAAUUUCUAUUAACCAUUCUUCCUUUUAACAAAACACCGGUUUUGCUCGAAUCAUUUUGAGUUAUGUAAUCUUAUGCGUGUUGGACGUAAACAACAUAUCUUGUCUACAACUUUGAGAAGGUACAGAUAAUUCUUUAUAAUAUUCUUAGUUCUGGAACUAUCUCUAUAAAAUCAAAAGGACGUUAAUGUCAAAUCUUUGGGCUAUGUCUCUGGGCUGAGAAAUAAUUCCUUACAUGGGAUCAAAAUGUUUUAUACAAAGAUAUAAAACGGGAAUCUAUAUGUAAUGGAUCAGCAUGGAAAUUUCCAACACGGUUUCCAAGACGUAAUUCAAGAGAUAACUUAUCAUUGCAUUUGAACUAUUAUAUCAGUUGGUGUUAUACUGUGCGAUAAGCGAGUAUUAUUGGAAAGAGGGCUUCUAUAUUCGUCGAAAUCAUCGAAUAAACAGCUCAUGGACACAUUUCUCCACUUCGCGGUAAGUUUACAGAGCAUAUUUUAUACGUUGUGACUGAUCUUUGUCUUUGAUGUGAACAUUUAUUCUUAUAGCUUAAGGUUAUUUAAGAUUGAUCCUGUCGUAAGUCUUCUACCUGCAAGCAUUCGACAAUAUUUCGUUUUAACGUUGUCUUUGCCGUUACGUUGGCUUUGCGUUACUUUUGUUUUAAAUAUCUUGAUCGCGUUAAAUUAGUUACUUUUCUCGCCAGUGACAUAGCUAAAAGACUUGACAUUAAUGUCCUUGUGAUUUUAUAGAGAUAUCUCUAGAACUGAGGGUUUUAGAAAGCGUUAUCUGUACCUUCUCAAAGUUGUAGACAAAAUAUGUUGUUUACGUCCAACACGCAUAAGAUUGCAUAACUCAAAAUGAUUCGAGCAAAACCGAUCUUUUGUUAAAAGGAAGAAUUGUUAAUUGAAAUUGGCCCUUUUGAGUGACAUAAUCUUGUCUCGUCAUCGAUCCGUAUCGUUGAACAAUGAAAAAAUUUGCUGUGAAAUUAGUGAAGAUAAAAUAGCAUUUUGUGAAAAAACUGCGGGUCUACGGAGUGGGAACUUUUCGGAUUUGAACUCAGCGUGUUCGAAAGUGUUAGUUCCCGUAAAAAUAUUUCAGUUCUAAGACAUGCUUAAUGAAAGUGAACGAUAUCGGGUCACAACACACGGACUAGUUGCACUAGUGUGAGAAUCACGACGGCACCUGUAACUAUAGAGACUCACCUUUAAAUACUGGGAUCAUGCAGCUAAAUUUAUGCUUUUUAUACACUUUUUGUGUCAUUGAGCUAUUUUAUAUUCUGCUCAUAUACUUAUUUCUCUUUUUAAACAAACCACUAUAUUUUUAACAGAAAAUGUAUUCAUGGAAACUGAGAAAAAUGCCUAAUUAGCUGCCGUGGUUCGUGUCCGAACUUCCCAACUCCCCAUCCCACGUAACUAUCCGUAUCUUUUUGAUAUACUUAAAUAAUGUCGAGUUUCCACUUGUAUAAGCUUACAUGCGCUAACGCAUGUCCUUGUAUAACUGGGUUAUUGGCUAAAACUGUUCAUUUAUUUUCUUCUAAUCUAGUUACAUCAAAUGUUUAGUGAUGCUCAAGAGGAAAUUGAUACACUAAAGAGCCAGGUAAUAAAUAUCAUUACUUUAUUAUGAUUUCUAAAAUUAGUUUUGAUAAAUUGGACUCUGCUGUAAAGGCGAAGUAGUAUAAAUAGUAUAGAGCUGUGCGGUUAACCGAAAAAAUCGGUUCUUCCGGUACUUUUUUCAGCACCGAAAAAUUAUACGCAAUAGAACCGGUAGUUUCGGUUUUAAUUUCCCGUUUAACGCCCUCCAAACGCCCACCUGAUUGUAGGUUGAAAUGUUUGGAAAAUAUAACAAGAUUCUGCUCUUUGUGCACAAUAUGCACUGUACUAAGUGCUCAAAUAGUUGAUAUUUUAGUUGUGAUAGUUAUUGUUGUGAACUUGCUUUAAAUUUUUUAAAAACUAAAAAAUAUUUCAUCUUCAUAAAUAAAUUCCAAUUGUUCUUUUAAAAUAUUCAGAGAUUUAUAAAAACUUAAAAUACAAAACAAUAGAUACUCCGAAAAUUGAAAGCAUUUUGAAAAAUUUAUUUCGGCGUUUCGACUAAACUAUAGUCAUCAUCAGGAAAUGAAUAAAUGAAUUCUUCGACUAAACGAUAGUCAUCAUUUCAUUUCCUGAUGAUGACUAUAGUUUAGUCGAAACGUCGAAGUAAAUUUUUCAAAAUGCUUUCAAUUUUCGGAAUAUCUAUUGUUUUGUAUUUUAUCAAAAUACUCAGUGGUUCCCAUAAUUUAUAAAAACUUACAAUUAAGGCAUAAAUUCAUCUAUUUAGUAAAAAUGCUCGAAACAUAUACAUAAAUGAGUUCUUACCAUAGAUAUCUUAUAUACACUAGAUAGUGCAUCUAAUUAUUCUGCAAUUUAAAAAUUGAAGCCGUGAUUGCAGUCUCAUGUCGUUCCCAUGAAAUGAGAAGAUUCGUAUGUUUUCUAUUUCUUAAACAGGGAACUUAAACAUUAAGUUAACCCUAUUCCAAAUACGUUUUUAAACUAUUCAAAUGAUGAAAGUUACUGUUGUUUUAAAGCGUUUAUUAGCAAGUGGGAACGACCAACAUGGCCGCCAUCUAUUCAAAUGGGGGAAACCGCUGGAAUAUUCUUGGCUUCAAUUUUACUAAAAGAGAUGCGCUAUCUAGUGUAUAUAAGAUAUCUAUGGUUCUUACAUUUGUACUGUUCUUCUUUUUUGAAAAUAACCGAAACCGAACCGAAUCGAGGUGUUUUUGUUCCAAAAAAACCGAAACCGGAACCGAGAUAAAAUUUUUGGAACCGCACAGCUCUAAUAAAUAGCCUAUAAAGUAUGACUGGCGUGCUAUAAAAUUUAAUGUGACUGGCGUACUACAAUCCUAUCAAUCAAAAGCACUUAAGGGUAGAAAACGAUAACGUUUCUUCACAACAUUCAUAAUUAUUAUACAUUGUAGUCCCUAUAUGUAUCUUCUAAUUGGCCAAUAUCUCACAGCUAAAUAUUAAAAUCUCGCAACCUACAUGCACACAAUCUCGUACCCAGAGACAGACACAUAUCACAGUUAUAUAUGCUACCAGAUGACUGAGUUAUGUGUAGGUUGAGCCCGCGGUAUGUAAGUUUAUAGCAAGCUGCAGUUUUUGAUACACGAAUAAAAACAAGAAAAAACAACAUGAACGAACAGCAUUUUUGUGGAUAUUUUUUGUGCUUGUUGACAUUUUUUAUACCAACUUUUAUUUGCAGGAAAAUGAGUUUUCUAAUAUUUUUUAUGUUGUUAUUGUGAUAUUUUAAAUCGUUUGCACUGCUUUUUUAUGAACUAAACGUUGUUUUUGUGCGAAAAACCAUUGUUUGUCGAAAAAGAUAAUGAAAAAGCAGUCUAUAAUAAAACAGUUAUUGAAUAGCAGUUUUUGCGACAUCUCGAAUUAUCUCGACAUCUCGAAUGUGUCACUCUAUACCUUGAUAAUUCUGAACAUCACAAAAACCUCAUGGAUAUAGUGAUUGUUCUUCCACUGUAUUUUUCAAGUAAUAAACCGCGACCUGCAUAUCAGUUGUUACUGUUCAACUUCUAAAAUAACUACCCGUAAAUUAUUAAUUAAUAAGGGCCGUCUAUUAGAUGGGAAGGGGGGGGGAGUUAUUUACAUUGGAUUGCAACCAAUCCCCUGAGGCCGGUUGUAUAAACAUGCAAUUAAAGUUAACUAUACUGUUAGUGUAAAAGGUAUCCAAUCAGAAUCGCGUAUUUAGAGAGUUGACUACUAUAUUUAACUACAAAACCGGUAGUUACAAAGUAGGUAAUUAAGCAUUUUAUGCAACUGGGAUGUGUUGUAUAAAAGUUUAACUACAGAAAGUUAACCAAACAAAAUCGCGUAUGUUAGAGUUAUACUACUAUAGUUAACUACAAAAUAGUAGUUAAAAAGUAUAGUUUUAUACAACUGGCCCCUGGGAUUCAAAGACCGAAUAGAUUUAUGUGAAAUGUGAAUUGAAAACAAGGAACAUCCUGACGACGAGCAGUCAAACUGCUCGCAACGUAGCAAAUUAAAUAAAAUAUUAACCUUCAGAAUCGGAAUUCUUGAAUUUAGUUUACAAAAUAAAUGUUUAUAAUGAACGAAGGUGAAAGUUUUAGAAGAAGAAUUAAGGAACAUCCUUUGUCAAAUUAGUGGUGGUUCUUGUAUCGUUUGUGUUCUGGCGUUAAUUAACUAUGUUUAUGAAUGUAUAGUAAUUAGUAUAAGAGUAAUGCACUUUUUGUGUUCUUCAGGUUUUUCACGAGAAGUCAAAUGUUAAAAGCCUCGAAGGCAUUCUUUCUGCUACAAGAAGUCGGGUUAGUUAUUUAAAGGCCCGUUCAAAUGGACCUCACAAUGUUGCGCCACCAACAGCAUAUCCAACAAUUUUCAAACAAUGCUUUAUACUGUUUCUUUUGCAAAUAUUCUAAAGCACGUAUUCCCAAUUUGGAUAGGUCUGAUGAUUUUAUGAUAUUAUAACAUUGUUGCAUGGUUUUUACACUAACAUUCUUUAGACUUUGUUUUCAAUACGUUCAUCUGAUUGGUGUAUUUUUUGUCACGUGAUCGCUUUUAUAUUCACUAGUAUAAAAGCUCAUGUAAUUUUCCCGAUCCACGCUUCCCGACGAAGGGCUUCACUCGAAACGUCGAAGUUCUGCUUGUAUUUUUCAAGUAUAGUUGUAUCUCUAUCAAUCCACAACAUUGGUGGCUCCAUUUGAACCGGGCCUUAAAGCUAUCAUGAAAUUUAUAUUUUUGUUAGAAGGUCCAUCCAUUUUUUUUAUUAAUAAAAUAGAAUUUAUUAAAUUUAGUAAUUAAAUUAAAUUAAUGAAAUUAAAAUUUUCAAUUUUUUUAUUUUUAAAAUUUGUUUUAUUUCUUUGUAAGAAGGUAAUAGUAAUUCGUGUUCGACGGUCCUUGUCAUCUUUUUUAUCUUUAGUCAUUUCUCGCAUGCUUCAUAACUCCUGCCUAUCUUAUAUUAAUUAUUCAUAACUCCUGCCUAAGUUUUAAUGUUAUAUUUUCCCAAUUUCUGCUGGGUUCCACGUGUUAGCUUACCUCACUUGCAAGUUAUCCGUAUGGGCUUCUUCGACUAAACUAAGACCAAUUUUAGUUACAAGGAAAAGUGCAUUCUUAAAACUAUAUACUCUUCACCUAACAUGCUUUGCAGGAAUAUCUAGACAAGAAAUCUCUUGAAGACACUCUUGAUGAAGUUGAUCAACUUCGAUCCAGGCUUUCAACGUCAGAUAAAGACAAGUUUGUAACUUUUUUGUGUUAUUUACUUAUGACCCAGGGAAUAUUUAUUAGCAUGUCUAUGUAUGUGUUAUUUAAUGGGAGCUAGACACGCAUUGACGAGGUACUCUGUUGAAAUUCAAAAUGUGUAUAUAUAGUUAUGUGUAUAUAGCUACAAGAUGAUUCGUUAAUCUUCAAUGCAAAAUUUCGUAGUCUUAAUUUUGUGACUUAAAUUGGUCAUAAUUUUUAUUUUCGCAUUUUUGUGUUUCUCUGCAGUAAGUAGUUUCUGUAUAGAUACACUAUAGGUGUUUCCAAUGUCGUCCUAAAUAUGCCAAAACAGUGCGUGACUGCAUGGCAUCAUGGAGAAACGUGGCAUUUCUAAAAACUAGUAGAACAUCCAGAAAACAUAAACUUUAUAUUUUAAUAUUUAAAUAACUGACGAUAUAUUAAUAUUUCAACAGAGAAUCGACAAAAUGCAUGUCCACACAAAAUUGUUCCUCACCAAUGAGUAAGGGAAAAUUUUGUGUGAACAUGCAUUUUGUCGAUUUUCUGUUGAAAAUUAGCAAAAUGUAUGGCAGCCAUGACUGGAUGCGCACUUGCCCCAUUUGUUUUGCACUCCCGCCAAUAUGGCGGAAUCUACCUUGAAAACGUGUAUUAGAGAUUUUUAUUAUAUUUUCCCAUGUAUAAAUUGGAAAUAGUAUCAUAUAUAACGCCAUAAUCAUGUGGUCUUGUGACACAUAUAUUAACGCACACUAUUGCUCAUGGAUACGUUUGGUGCACAAUUGGUUCACAGGAAAAAAUGUGUUUCAUUGUCCGGUGAACAAAGACUUUACAAUUCAUACUGGGAAUCACAUUUCCUUGACUUAUUGCUUUUCAAUAUUUUUAGGCUUUUGCAAAGACAAGAACUUCAGACAUUGAGGACGACGUCAGAAAGAUUAUCAAGUGAAGUCAGUGAACUGCGGAAACAGCUCAUCUCAGAAAAAUACGAAAAGUAUGUUUACCAUGAUCAUUGGUAGUUUUGAGUACUAUAUCCACGAAAAAUUUUAAAUUUGCGAUAAUAUUACGAAAUUUGGUCAAAUAAUUGGAAGUGUCGCAGAUGUUUUCUCCAGGAUUGUAUCUGUAUAAGUAAAAACCUAUUCCGAAUAAUAAUGCCAUCCUGCAUUCCUGCAUGUCAACUCAGGAUAUGAGUUAUUUAUUUAUUCUUAUAUUUCUUAAAAUUGUUGGAUGGUAGAGGAUUUUGUAGCUGUAAUUCUGUAAUACAGUAUAUCGUUCUACGAGUAUUCAUCAAAACUUUUAAGUCUACACAAUUAUUUCCCAUGAGUUACAAUUUUGUAAAAUUUAGCUGCCAAAAAGCUAACCCAUAUUAAGUUAUAUUUAGACAUCACUUCCUAAAUCAGACAUCACUUCGUAAAUCUGGCGCGUGUAUUCUUUCGAAAUAAGUUUAUGUAAAGUUUCUUUCUUUAUUUCUUUAAAGUUUCACAAAGGCCACGAGCGUUGUCAAAGCUUUAAAUAAUAUGAAAUAGCCCAAUCCGAUACACAUGCGCCCGAUCUUUUUUCCAGAUCCACCCAGAGAUCUAUACCUGUAUAUAUUAAAAGCGUCGAGUUUAAUGGGGCACUUUCCUUGCGAUAAUAUGGAGCACUUUCCUUGCGAUAGUAACUCCUAGUUCAGUCAACCAAAUGAAAACUAUUGUAAUAAUCCCAGUAAUGCGUGAAACUGGGAUUAGGAAAUGAUAAGAACGUAGUUUUAUAUGUUAAGGAAAAAAAAUGUGGGUUUCUUAUUUCUUCUUGUAAAAACUUACGUAGGUCGUAAACAUUAGGGUAGGUCGGUUUUAACUUUUUGUAACUAAACUUUUUUUUAAUUUUCCUAUUAAGACUUGCACAUAUGACAAACCACGGUUAAUACUAUUAACUGUGGACAAACGGACGCCAUGUUUGUUUAGUCAAUGUUUCCACAUCCAAAGAUAAAUUUCCCUAAUAUUGCCUCAAAUUUCCAUGUUCCACAAAGGUUUUCCUCUAAGUGGAACCACUGCACUUACAAGCAUGAUCCAAUAACAACGUUUAGGGUCGGGAUUUCGGCGUUCAAAAGCUAGGUAGGGUCGGGAAACCGCAAACCCACAUAUUUUUUUGGUCUAAUCAUGCAGGAUCCCCAAUAAAAUUUUGAGCAGGAGGCUUUUUGAAAGACGUAGGCGGCUAUGUGGUGAUGAAGGUUUCAUGCACUCGCCACUCAUGAGGGGAUGCGAAGGAGUCUCCUUCAAAUUUAGACCAUCGAGAUCUGAAAUGGCAGUUCCAGCCACUUUGGAGAAUAGUUUCGGCGUUUUUGUCAUAUUAUCCAAAAAUUCCACAACGAAUGUAAACUAUAUGUUAUAUAAAAGUAAGAAUCCUUUCCGUUUCCAUUUCUGUGAAAUAUUUUGGGUUAUAAUUUCGAUAAAUAAUCGGCGAAAAUCGCCGGGUGCAUGCCGGCUACUAUUGAGAACCCUGCUUAAUGUUCUUGGCAAGAUAACUGAUUAUCCAAACAAGAUAACUGAUUAUCCAAAUAAGUUGACUAUCCUUUUAAGCAAAUCUCCCCCUUUUCAGUUGCAUGAACAGCACUCUUUUUUCAAACCCUGAUAUCCUUUUAAUUAAGCAAAUUAUGACAUAUAUUCGACCCAAAAAGUAGAGCGCGAGCAGUCCCUCGGGAGAGGGGGGAACCGCCAACAACACAUCAAAAACGAAAUACGCCCACUUUUCGCUCUUGUCAAGUUGGCUCCGCCUUUGCAUAAACAUUACUUAUAUCCAAUUAAAUCUAUCCAAUAGGAACCGUCAAUGUCAUGUUUAUUUAUAAAAUCAACAUUCAGUCUGGAAAUUAUAUAUAGCAUAAUUACUACGUUUGAGAUUUGAUUGACAGGCGUAUCGAUUUCGACCAAUGGGAAUUUUGUGUUGUGUGGGCAACGCGUCUUUCGUUUCUUGAUGUGUUGUCGGCAGUCCCUCCUUUCCGUUCCAAUGCCCGGAAAUCUAAACCAGCGGAAAGGAGGGACCGCUCGCAGUCUAUCCAAAAAGGUUAAAGACUGGAAUAUGCAACAGUAAAGGGGUGAAGAUAAUUGUGUUGCCAACCUAGAUUUUGAUUCCAAUUUUUCACGAAUUGUCUGAGACUGCAUGUGUUCCCCUCACAACAUAUACUAUUUUUAUUAUUUCUAAUGUUAAUAAUUUCAAAGGAGUAACAUUAUUUUCGUUUGAAGAGAGAGGGCAGCAAGAAGGAAGUCGGCGCCAAUAAAAUCAGGAAAAACAGGUGAACACUUAUUUGUUGCAAAAAUAAAAGGGAUUCAUAUGAGUACCCAUUUGGUGUUAUGUGGCCGCUAUGUAAUUUCUCAUUAAUAAGUCUAUCUAUCUAUUUACCUAAAGUGUAAUAUUAUUUCCAUUUUUAUGUAAUUUCUCCACUGUAGCCACCAGCAGAAGUUCAGUGGAUCGUGGACGUGGUGAUAGUGAUUUUAUGCAAACAUUGCCCCGAGGAAGGUCAUCUCCAUUAUCAUUUCUAGGUACUCGUCACGACAGCGUUAUAUCGCCGAUAAACCACCAUGAUAAAGACUUAUAAAUAGCAACCCGUAUAACAACUGUUCUAAAUAUGUCAUCCCUAUAUUAAGCCACUUAUAUGUCAUCCCUAUUAAGCCGCUUAUAUACAGCCAAUUCAAAAAAGGUUGUCUUUUGCAAACCUUAAACUCUAAACCUUAAAGCGCGCAAAGCUUAAUAGGUGCACAGGUUUCAAGCUUAUAGUAGUUGAAUAGUGCAGCUAUUGUGAAUGAAUUGUUCUCGUCAGGAAAUAUUUACCAUGUCUCUAAGAAAUGGGCCCCAUGCAUAUAUGAUUUCUAAACUGAAUAAAUUAUGUUCCCUUUAAGCUCUGCACGCUUAGAGUUUAAGUUUGCAAAGAAAGGACAACCUUUUUUGAAUUAGCUGUAUAUGCAUUGGUAGAACUGUAAAAUACAUUUGCUGUAUAUAGGAUUAACUACAGUUAGUGACGCAUAGUGAGAAUCGAAACUAAGCUAAUUAACCUAUCACAAUUAAAAUAGAGAUUGUUACUCUUAAACUAAAAAACAGAGACGUUUGUUCUAAAGCCGGUAUAUGCUUACCUUAGGUUGACGAGAAACGUUUAAGUGAACUUCUCAACAGCCGGGUUAUGGCAAUAUUUCUCCAGUAAUUUUUUCUGGAUCAAUAGUAUUUUCUAAGAAUUUGCAAUAAGGGGCUUGUCAUUAUUUACGGCUGGGGUGCAGCACCGAAGAGAAAAUGGUUGGGUGAACAAAAUUUUGAGUGAGUAAAAGGUUGGGUAAAUGAAAAACAAAACAACUCAAGGGUUGGGUAAUAAAAAUUUAUUGUCAUUUCCGAAGACUGACUCACUCAAAUAUUGAAGACUAAAAAGCAAUCUCAACAGUCAUAUGUCAAUACAAUAUGUAAAUCAAUCAAUCAAUCAAUCAGAGUCACUACCUUGAUCAUUUUCGGAUUUAUCAGGACGCAAAUGCCGUCUCCAAAGAAAGUACAUGUGCAGACAACAUUGCACAAGCAGUGAUCAAACUCAUGUCACACAGAAGUGGUAAAGGACAUGUGUGACAACUGAAUGGUAUCUUUUGUGAAGUUUUUUGGCCAGGGUUGGAUAAAAAUAAAUUUUGACUUUUUAAUGGUUGGAUCUGCAAAAUGUUUACCAUAAGAAAAAUAUUUCUCUACGGUGCCACUCCCCGCCAUAAAUAAUGGCCGCGGUCCCUAAGCGGACGUGUAGAAAUUCUUCGUGUUAAUUAAUGGCGGCCAUCUUGGAGAAACGCUAACAAAAGAAUCUCAUUGGCAUGCAGCUAUUCAUUUGGAGCGUGUUUUCUUCCAACAUGGUCGCCAUAUCUUUGUCUUAUAAAUUUCAAAGGUUGAUUGCAACCCACCAAUACGCAAACCAAAAUAGCGGGUUAAAUUUUAACCCAUGAUGAUUACUAAUUGAGCACUUUGGACAACCGCCCCUAGCGAGUAAAGUAGGUUCUGAAACAUUGUACGAGUUUCUUUUAAGUCGACAGUGUAAAUAAUCGAUCACGUAUAAUUUAUAUGUUAUAUAUAUAUUUACUAUAAUCGAAUUAAAUUAUUUUUAU
Paramuricea clavata is the source of this 38804-nucleotide messenger RNA. Lineage: Eukaryota; Metazoa; Cnidaria; Anthozoa; Malacalcyonacea; Plexauridae. The record is from the annotation of a GenBank genome assembly.